Molecule: messenger RNA, 4241 nt
Organism: Megalobrama amblycephala (Wuchang bream)
Lineage: Eukaryota; Metazoa; Chordata; Actinopteri; Cypriniformes; Xenocyprididae
Gene: kif4
Product: kinesin family member 4
Exons: 31
Coding region: 247-3972 (1241 amino acids)
Biological process (GO): mitotic spindle organization; microtubule-based movement
Molecular function (GO): microtubule motor activity; ATP binding; microtubule binding
Source: RefSeq, a predicted model, not a curated record
AAUGACGUCAGAGUUAUUUGAAAGUGGCGGGCAGGUCUUUCUUCAGAGAAUCUAACGCUGUUCUCGAGUUUAAUGGCAGAAACUGUGAAGGACGUCUGUCUUUACAAAAGAUAACGUUCCUGUGUCCUGUCAGGACGAUUAAAUUCACGAUUUUUCUCGUCUCAUUUGAAACGGUUGUCAAGUUUGUGUAAACCGUUACUAAGCUUCACUCUUCGGGCCGAUAACAACAGACUGCAGGGCGGAAGCAUGACUAAGGAGGAUGAGAAGGCCAUUCCUGUGAGGGUUGCACUAAGAUGUCGGCCUCUGGUUCCCAAAGAGAUCAAUGAAGGGUGCCAGUGCUGUCUUAAUUUUGUACCGGGUGAACCUCAGGUCAUUGUUGGCAAUGACAAGGCGUUCACAUACGAUUAUGUGUUUGACCCCACAACAGAGCAGGAAGAAGUUUUUAACACCGCUGUCUCCCCUUUGUUGUCUGGGCUUUUUAAAGGUUAUCAUGCCACCGUUCUGGCCUAUGGACAGACCGGGUCGGGGAAGACGUUCUCUAUGGGCGGCACGUACACAUCGGAACAAGAAAACGAGCCUACGGUUGGAGUCAUCCCGCGAGUGAUAAAACGAAUAUAUCAGGAAAAAUCUAAAUGUGCAGACUGUGAAUUCCUGCUCGCUGUAUCUUACCUUGAGAUUUACAAUGAAGAGAUAUUGGACCUGCUCUGCACAUCAAAGGACAAACCCGUCAUCAGCAUCAGAGAGGAUCCUAAAGAUGGCAUCAAAAUCGUAGGACUGACAGAAAAGGAUGUGUUCACCGCUGAAGAGAUGGUGAGCUGUCUUGAGUUGGGUAACUCUGCACGAACAGUGGGCUCAACAGCCAUGAACGCAGCCUCAUCUCGCUCGCAUGCCAUCUUUACCAUAUCACUGGAGCAGCGACGCAAAGGAGACAAGAGUGAUGUCAUGGUCUCCAAACUGCACUUGGUGGAUCUCGCUGGAUCUGAAAGACAAAAAAAAACUAAAGCAGAGGGAGAUCGGCUCAAAGAGGGAAUCAGCAUUAACCGUGGACUGCUGUCUCUGGGGAAUGUGAUCAGCGCACUUGGUGAUGAAAGCAAGAAGGGGACCUUUGUGCCAUACAGGGACUCCAAACUGACACGCCUCUUACAGGACUCUCUCGGCGGUAACAGCCACACCUUGAUGAUUGCGUGUGUCAGUCCAGCAGACUCCAACAUUGAGGAGACCAUCAACACUUUGCGUUAUGCUGACCGUGCCCGUAAAAUCAAGAACAAGCCUGUUCUCAAUGUUGACCCACGCGCACUAGAAAUGAAGCGACUCAAACAGCAGGUGCAAGAUCUUCAGGUGAUGCUCCUACAUGCCCGUGGUGGUGUUGCUUCUGUGCUGACUGGGUCUGAGCCAGCAGAGAAUGUGUCAAAGAUCCUGGAGCAGAAUCGCUGUCUGCAAGAUGAGAACAGCAAACUGAGUCGAGAGCUGAGUGAGGCCGUGGGACAGACUGCUCUCAUGUUUGAAAGGAUCAUCAUGACAGAGCAGACAAAUGAGAAACUGCAAAGUAAGCUAGAGGAGUUGAGGCAGCACUCAGCGUGUAAGUUGGAUCUAAAGAAAGUGGUCGAGACUUUGGAAGACCAGGAACUGAAGGAGAAUAUGGAGGUGAUCCAGAACCUUCAACAGCUCAUCCUAGACCUGCAGAGCGAGAGUGUGGGGAUUGCUGCCACCAUUGAUGCCAUGACUUCAGGCAGUGCUUCACCUCUGGAGGCACACACUCCUGGAGGAUCUGAUACCGGCCCACCAGUGGACGUCAGUGCUGAUCCCCAAGCCAAAAACUCUCCUGAAGCCUACACAGCCCAGCAUGCACUGCGGCAGGCUCAGAUGUCAAAAGAGCUGAUUGAGCUUAAUAAAGUUUUGGCACUGAAAGAGGCUUUUGUCAAGAAGAUGUGUCAGAAUGACAGUCAUUUGGAGCCCAUGCAAACAGAAUAUCAGGAAAAUGUUCAAAGCCUGCAGACUGCAGUUGGCUCUCUGCAGAAAGAGAAGGAAGAGCUCAUCCAUGCUCUGCAGUCUGCGAAGAAGGACACCAAUCAGGCCAAACUGAGUGAGCAACGCAGAAAAAGACUGCAGGAGCUGGAAGGACAAAUCACAGAGUUAAAAAAGAAACUGCAAGAUCAGUCUAAGCUGCUUAAACUCAAAGAGUCAAGUGUGCGCAACGUGACAAAACUCAACCAGGAGAUUCAGGCUAUGAAGUCCCAGCGGGUGCAGUUAAUGAGACAAAUGAAGGAAGACUCUGAGAAAUUUCGGCAGUGGAAACAAAAGAAAGAUAAAGAAGUACUGCAGCUAAAGGAGAAAGAUCGUAAACGGCAAUAUGAGAUGCUAAAGCUGGAGAGAGACUUCCAGAAACAGGCCAGUGUUCUCCGUCGCAAGACUGAGGAGGCUGCUGCUGCUAACAAACGUCUAAAAGAUGCACUUCAGAAGAGAAGUGAAGUUGCAGAAAAGCGCAAAGAUGUUCAGAACCGCGGAGCAGAGGGUGUCGCCAACAGAGUCAAGAACUGGUUGCUGAACGAGGUAGAAGUGCUUGUGAGCACAGAGGAGGCCCGCCGGCAUCUACAGGACCUGCUGGAGGACAGGAAGAUGCUGGCAGAGGAGAUUGCUCAGCUUCGCCAGCAGAUGGAGGCAGGAGAGAGACCUGUAGCCAAAGUCCGGCGUCGUACACUGACCAUUUCAGAGUUGGAAGGCCAAGGUGAGCUGGAAGCCUCCAUCAGCAAGCAAGUGGAGAGUCUGGAGACAGAGAUGGGGCUCAGGAGUGCUCAGAUAGCUGACCUGCAGCAGAAGGUUCUGGAUGCAGAUAAUGAGGGGCGAAUGAAACAGCGCUGGGAUUCUAUCACAACCAUCGUAGAGGCCAAGAGCGCCCUGAAGGUCCUCAUGGCUGAGGUUGUAGUCUCCAAGACCACCAAUGCGAAGCUGGAGAGCGAGUUGAAGCAGGAAAAAGCCAACCUGCUGGACAUGCAGAAGAUCUUGUGUGAUGAACGCAAACUCAUGUCUGCCAUGGACAUGGAGCACCAGAGUCACCUGGUGGAAAUGGAGCAGAGACACCAGGAGAAGGUGCUGUAUCUCCUCGGUCAGCUCCAGAAUAAGCCUGUGGCACAGGUGAAGCAGGAGGAGGAGGUGUCCAAACGGGAGCAGGAACUGAUGCAGCGUCUUCAGUUUCAGGAAGAGGAAAUUGAAAAACUGCGAGAACUCAGUGAUCAGAACCAAAAACUCAAAGAUGAAAAUGACCAGUACAAGCAGAAAUUACAUCUGGCCCAGCUGACCAGUGCAAAGAAAGUCCUGUCAUCUGUGAAUGAAUCACCUGAUACAUCUUUUGAAUAUGUUCCACCUAAGCCUAAACCCAGAAGCUACUCCACUGCUCGGGCACGUCUGCAGGAGCCCAUAGAUCUCGAUGAACUCAUCUCUCCAUCAGAGUCUGAGAAAGAAGAGGACGAGUGGCGUCCAGAGAAAAACGACAGAACACGACGAGGCUCCAAAAAGUCGAAAAUGAAUGGGUGUGCAUGUCGGGGCCGCUGUGUUAACAAGCUUUGUCGCUGCCGCAAGGGAAAGAUGACCUGUGGAGAGAACUGCCUCUGUGACCAUGAGAAAUGUCGCAAUAUGGAGAACCGCAGCAGCGUGGAUCUCACCGAAAUAAGUGACGUGUCUACUAAGGAGUCUACUGCAAUUCCUGAGGACCCCACAGCGGUCAGCCCUCGAGAUGCUACGUUUUUCAGACCUCCUAGUGUGCCACCUACUAAAAAGGAAAUUGGAGACAUGGGCCGCCUGCCUGCAGAUCUGAAACUUGAAAAAAAGCCAGUCCUUGCUGAGAACGAGAGUGAUAGCGACGACUCUGAAGCGAUGAACAGCACUUCCAGCUUCCUCCGGAGGAACAAGAGAGGCCUAAAUAACUUCAAAAACAGCUUCUUCUCUGGCUGCACACCCAUCCGUGAAGAACAUUAGUACUACAACUGUACAAUGUAAUCGUUACGUCUGCUAAAUAUCUUGUCUUUUUUGUCUGUCUUUUUCAUGUGGUUUAAAUGUAUACAUUUGUUUAAAUUGGUAGUUUAUCAUUAAUUGUAAUUCAUUUGCACUAACAAUAUGAACUACACACGUCAUGGGUAAUUUUAUAGACUUUUAAGCAGUUUGUCUAUAUGACAUUUGAAAGUCAUGAUUGUAGAUUUUUUUUAUUUCUAUUAAAUCUAGUGACUUCAAUAAAUAAUUAAUUUUAA